Molecule: messenger RNA, 2999 nt
Organism: Pelodiscus sinensis (Chinese soft-shelled turtle)
Lineage: Eukaryota; Metazoa; Chordata; Testudines; Trionychidae
Source: RefSeq, a predicted model, not a curated record
GAGAGGCCUGAAUUCUAGCCCGAGUGUGUUUUAUUUCUCACAACCAGGAGCUUCUCUCCUGCUCUGAUUAGUUCCUGUUGUCACUGAAAGACAGACAAAGCUGCAAACCAAGAGCAGUACGUUUCCAGUGGAGGGGGGCGGGGGAGUAAGAGAGGAAAAUCAAGGACAGUGACUCAUAAGCAUUCAAGAUAAUUUUCUUCCAAGUUAUCCAUGACUCAGAAACAGAAUGAUGAAUUGACUUUGCCUGUUGCUGAAGAUUUUCAUCUCCUUAAUGCAUUGCAGAUAUGUCGAGAGGACACCAGCUGUCAGAGGCCAGCAGCAGCCAUCCCCAACCGAGACCAUCUCCGUCUCUCUCUAGGGGUGUUUCAUCCGAUUCUCAGUCUGCUAGUAUGCGCCUCACUGUAGAAAAUGUUAAAAGGCUAGAAAAAGAGUAUUUGUCUGUAAAAGGAGUUCUUAGUAACCAGUCCAUAGAGGAAUAUGUUAAGCAGAGUAAUCUCAGUUUGCUGGAGAGAGCUAGAAGUGGGGAAGUCAACAGCAGACACGUCCCAGAUGAUGAAAAUGCAGACAGAGCCACAUCCUUCCUUUCAAGAGACCUGGAUAAAAAGUGCAGAGAAACUCACUUGGAAAAGACUGAAGAAACCUCACACAAAGGCAACUUAUUGACAGAAUUUCAGGCAGAUUCUCCAUCAACUCUGCAUGUUGGUUGUAAGUCGAAGGAAUCAAACCUGCUGUGUCCUGUCUGCAGAAAGUCUGUUGGUGGAUCUUCUGCCUCUCUCAGAAGAUGUGAGGUUGAAGAUCUGGGGAUCCAGACGGAAUGGAGUUAUUCAGACAAAACCCUGUCAGCCAUUGAAAAUGCUAUAUCAGCAGUCAGAGAAGAGAAGGCGAGCCGAGAAGAUGUGGAUGGCAAGGACAGUCCUGUGUACAUUUCAAGUCAAGACAUUGUGGUACUCUUCGCUGACAGUUAUGAAGAAAUUGAGAUGAAAAAAACUGAAGAAGGGAGUGAAGAAAAUAAGCAAACAAAACCUGAAGAUCAAGAUUCAGAAGAGAUUACUGAUAACCUGAAAAUAACUACCCUGUUCCUGGAUGAGGAAGAUUACAUUGAUGAAGAAGGUGAUUACUGUGAGUUUUGCAAAAGCCCUUCAAAGCCCAUUCCAUCAGCAGAAGAUCUGGACACAGACCCACUGGAAAUAUUUUUGUGCUGCAGAACGUACAAGGAGGUUUUUGAGUGUGUGAUGAGGGACCUGAUGGAACGCGCCUUUUCUGAUGAGAUCGAUAUUGCUCCUCAUCCUCACCUGUCGCAAUCAGUGAUGGAGAGUGACACCAGAAAGAAACUUGAGCAAAAGUUGCAAGAGAGAGGUUUUGAUAAAUACAGGGAAUUAUAUAAUCGGUAUAUGAAGUUUUGUGCCAUGACCAAACUUUCAUUUAAAAUCUCGGACUCUUCAAAAGAGGGCUCAGAGGAGAGUUCAGAGAUACCUCAAACUCUUGAAGACGAGGAUACAGAGUCCGGAACUGAGCUUUUAAAGUAUUGCCACCCUCAUGAGCCUAUAAGAAGAUAUUAUCCUGACGGGCAGGAAUUCUUUCUUCUUUUUCCAGAUGGGACAGGUCAGGUUUUUUAUCCAUCAGGUAACAUUGCCAUCCUGAUCGUGAAUGUCAAGGAAGUACAGUUUAUAUACGUCAUCCUAGAGGACGAUAUCUACUCAGGGAUUCGAGGAUUCUUCACAAGCUGGGGCUAUGCGACAUGCAACUAUAGGAAUGGACUCAUCUGGUUGAAUCUGGAUCACCACUCUGGCUCCUACUUUGAUAAGAAAGGAAGAAGACAGAAGCACUGGAGUUGGAAUGACUUCAGCCAUCAUGUUCAUGCGCCUCCUUUCCAGUCCAUCUUCAUGAAGCUAAACGUUUAUAUCAAGAUUAAAAUUGUGGCUCAGGAUGAAAUCUACUUAUUGUUUACUAAAAACCAAAACUGCAUCUAUUUCAACAUGGUGCGUAGGCUAAAAGUGAAAGACUCCACCAAGACAGAAGAAAGUCAACUGGGGCUACUGCACUCCAAACGUGUUCAGAUCAACAGUCUCCUCACCAAAAUGCAGACAAUAUUGCGAGACCUGCAGAGCAUUCCAUUAAGCAAAAUUCAGGCACUGCCUUUGGUUGUAUCACUGCUGCGUAAACUACUGAAAUGGAGACGUAAAAAAACUCCUGCCCAGUAGAUAUACUCGAUGUUGCAAUGUUAGAUUUCUCUCCAGUCAAAUAAGGUUAUGGGGCAGUUCACUGUGAAACUAAUAAAACUCAUUUUCAAAGGCGUCAUACGUUAUUAGUUGUAUUUGGAUGCAGAACAUUUAUGGAACUAAACAGCAGGUUUGAAAAUAUGCAGGUGAUUUUAUAUUCCUAUGAAUAGAUCAAUAAAUGUGCACUAGUCUGAUCAAAUUAGAAGGUGUUUUUAAAAGUGGGAGAAAGGACAAUAGGGUCACCUGAAAUUUGGCAGGAGACUGUCAAGCAAUGCCUGUUGUGUGACCCAGUGAGCAUUCCUUGCACCCUUUACCUGGCAUUUCUACUAAUUCAUUGUGGGAUGAAUAAGCAUCAUGUGCAUAGUGCCACAAAACACCCUUCUUGGUUACUACAGUGGAAAGGGUAUGAAUGAGAAUGAAAGGAAAAGGUUGUGAAUGAAGAUGCUUGGCUGGUAAGAACUCUCUCCAAUUCUUAAACCACCUGGAAUGAUCACUGAGAGAACUGUGGUGUAGGCUUUGCUACAAGGGUUGGUUUUGAGCAAGCAGGUGUGUUUUCCUUUGAAGCCUCCACCUGGCUCAUUUAGUAAGACAGGGUGAGGAAGAAAGCAGGCCCACAUAUCCAUAGUGAAACUGCAAGUUAAUCAAAGAAAUGGAGCUAAGACAGGGGUGGGCAAUAAUUUUUGAUGGGGGCCAACUCCAAGAUUUUGGAAAGUGGUUGAGGGCUGCACUCUUCCAUUAUUUCAAUGGAGAUGCGAGGUCCGGGAUGGAGGUUGGGUGCAG